Messenger RNA from Pogonomyrmex barbatus (red harvester ant), 3073 nucleotides. RefSeq names its product tRNA splicing endonuclease subunit 54 (gene Tsen54). Lineage: Eukaryota; Metazoa; Arthropoda; Insecta; Hymenoptera; Formicidae. Gene Ontology annotation, cellular component: tRNA-intron endonuclease complex. The record is from RefSeq and is a predicted model, not a curated record. Gene Ontology annotation, biological process: tRNA-type intron splice site recognition and cleavage.
CGUGUCAUGAUUCUUAUUAGACAGUCUCUAGUUUUUCCUAGAAUCAAACCUUCUUCGUGUUCUUUGUAGCUACAUUGUGAUACAUUUUUUUGCACUCAAAAUGAGACAGAUAUAUCUCGUGUCGGAAAAAAAAAGAAAGAGAGGGCGAAAAAGUGGAAAAAGUUCAGCUACAAAGAACAAACAGUAAGAUGGGAGUAUUCUUUGUAGCUGCACUAGAUUGCACUUUUUACACUUUUGAGAUGAAACGAAUAUAUAAUUCGACAUCGAAGAGAAAAGGAGCAAGGAUAAAAAGGUACAAAGAGGUCAGCUACAAAGGACAAACAUCAAGAAUUAAUAUGUACGAACUAUCAUGGUGUAUAGGGUGACGCAAAUUGACAUUGAUCUUGUUGCAAUUCACCGGUAUGGCUUCUGUUAUUUGAGCACUGCGUACAAUUUUUGAAUAACAACGGGAGAGAAUUUCAAUAUGCAUAUCCCGCAUCGGGUUUCAUGUAUUCCACAGCUCUGCUCCCUGUAAAUAUUUAAUUACAAUAGAUACGAUGGAUAAACCACUUGGAAAAUUACCGUGCAAUACGUUAACAGCCAAAGAAAUGCUACGUAACAAGGGUAUUAGUAAUUGUGUAUUGAAGGAAUGGGAAAGAUCUGAGGAAAUUCUACCCAAAAUUGGAAACAAGCACUUUGAGCCUGAUAAUUCUUGGCUACAAAAUGUUCAGAUUGAAAAGGGAAUUAAAAAUCAAAAGGACUUGUUACAUAUCGAGAGAGUUGAACGUAUCUCAGAAUUAGCCAGUGCCGAAUGGAUUUCAUCUCAAAAGAGAGCUCUUGUUACUAAGAAAUCUGGUCAGGAUUGGAGCAAUUUUGGCUCAGAAAAGAAUGGUUCUUUAUACUUAUUACCAGAAGAAGCAUUAUUUCUUAUAGAAGCAAAUUCUCUUGAACUCAUUUGGAAUGGGAUAUCAUGUUCAAUUGAGCAAGCAUACAAGAUCUUAAUUGAUGAUUCAAUAUGCACCAUGGAAGAAUAUAGGGUUUAUAGUCAAUUAACACAUUAUGGCUACCAUAUACAACGUUACUUCUACGAAGAAUCAGAUAAGUGUAAAUCAGACGAGCCCGUUCCAAUUAAACGAAAAAUUAUUGUUGAUCCUGAGAAUGGAUUGAGAAUGUCCGACAACCAAUCGCAGAAUCAGCCAAAUGAAAAGAAAUCAAAAACAGCUUUAGUAAAGGAUAUGUUAGAGGAUAUACCUGCAGUCAGUUCUAACAUGAAAGAGCAUAAAGAAACUACUGUAGAGGAAACUGUAAAACAUACAGUACACGAUGUAGUAGAACAAAUUCUAUGUAAUAUAGAAAGUCAUGAAAAUGUAAAUAAAUCAACUACUUCGCGAGUAGUACAAAACAAUAUAACACAGAAUGAUACAAAUAGCGAAGAAAAGACUCGAAAUUCUAAACCGGAAAUAAUUUCCGACGAGACUUUGUUAGGUAAUAUUACAAUUCUCAGAGAUGCAUCGUGUAAUUCAACGAAGGAAGUUUUUAAAGUAUCGAAGUGGCCAGGUACUCGCAUUCAGCGUAAUGUUAAGCAGUUGCCUAAAAGAAAUGAUAAAGUAUCACCUCCGGAAAUUUCUAUAAUCGAUUCCAAUGUCACGAAUGAAAAUCCCAGAAAUAUAGAAAAACGAAUAACGUCGAUGCAAAUUGAUGAGACGCCGCGUACGAAAAAAUCGAAGCAUGAAGUGAUUGAGCUAUCCGAUGAUGAAAUUCAGGAAUUGCCACGCUGUAUGACAAGAAUGGAAAUGUUGAAUCUGUUACCAAAUAUUGCCUUUCAGUCGGAAAUUACCGAGAAAAUUUCCAAGCGAUAUAUACCACAGAAUAUAAAACCUCAGAAGAGCAUGUAUCAGUAUAAUCGGAUGAUGUUUUUAAACAUGCAGGAGAAAGACAAACGCGCGCGACAGAAUUGCAAAGAUAUUAGAACUAAUGUAAGACAAAAUACGUCUCACUAUAAAAAUUCUUCUAUCGUUAACAGAAACACUCUCUUUCAAAAUCAACGUUCACUCUUGGGUGCUCCGUCGCGAUCGUUUCAUCCUUUAAACCAAAUCCAUCCUUUAAAUCAUGGAACAAAUAUUGGCUUGCCUUACGCGUAUAGGUUUCCGUUCAAUUACGUUCCAGAUAUUUAUAUGCAGAAUAGGAUUACGCAAAAUGUAUUUCAUAAUCUAAUCGUUGCCUUCGGGAAUCAUGGAAAUGUUCAUCAAAGAAGUCUUACCAUACAAAUGAAUAAUUUCAUGAUACCAAUCAUGGAGGGAUAUCGAAUGAGACAUGUCUUUGCGGAGAAUCAAUUACGGCAUGGUUUUUAUCAGAAUGUUUCGUGGCAGCAGAGAUUCUGUCAGCGGAGAAUGACGGAAAAUACAUCGAUGCAUGGCAGCGCGCGUCCCGUCGCAAGACGAUCGCACGACGAUGCUAAUAGUCUAGUCAGUCACGAGAUCGUUAAUCGACCUUCCUUUACAACACGUCUAGGCGCUAAUUCGUGGACGGAACUGAAGAAAAGGUGGUCCGAAGAAAAGACCAUCACAAUUGAUGAUGAAGAUCAUAAAAACAUAAAUGAGGAAGACUGCGCUGAAAUACAAACCGUGAAGUUACUCAAUCCCUUGGUUGGGCCGAGAAAUGCCUCCUCGCUGGCAGAAAUUUUCAAAAGGCUCGCUAUAAUAAAAUCAGCGCCGGAAAGAACCGUCAGAAGGAAAAACAGAUAUAAGAUAUCGUACAAUGUGUACUCCUGUAAUCAACAUUAUAAAAAGGCGAAUCCUGGUCAACCAUUAUACAGUCUGGUAGUUGUAAGAAAAGAAGACUCAAUUCUACAACCUGUUGAAUUGAAUCGCCUACAACAGGAUGCGAAAGGUUCUCAAAUAAUAUUAGCGCUUAUUUCAGCGUCGAUAUCGUAUAUUCAACCAGGUAUUAUAACGAUGCCAAACAUAAUUUAACUUUCUAUUCGAGUAUAUUUCGCUGGAUGAUUAUUAUCUUGAGCGAGUGACACAACGUAACUAUUUAACAAAUUCUGUAAAAUUCAUAAAUGCUUUAAUCUUAAUAAACUUUUGUAUACUUU